AUGAUCCCUCCCGAAUCUGACGAUAUCCCAUUCAAGACCACCAGUCUUAGCUUCGGAUUAUCUCGCGAAGAACUGGGGGCACCGCUAGAUGAUUUCGAUACGCGCAGUCAUGCAAGUUCCCGCGAUCCCGGUAGCACACAAACCGCGGACCCCGCAACAGGACCCGACAGUGCAUUAGAAAUGCAACAGGAUGAUGCUACAAGAGAUGAUGUCGGAGAUGGUCAAAACUCGGCUUUGGAUGAUCACGAUAAGCCAUCAUGGAGCGAAAUGAAGACCAAGGCUGGGAAAGAGCGGAAACGACUGCCUCUUGCCUGCAUCGCUUGUCGCCGAAAGAAAAUUAGAUGCUCCGGCGAAAAACCCGCUUGCAAGCAUUGCACACGAUCACGGAUUCCUUGCGUAUAUAAAGUCACCACCAGGAAGGCGGCGCCCCGAACCGAUUAUAUGGCUAUGUUGGAUAAGCGGCUGAAGCGGAUGGAGGAACGUGUGAUUAAAACAAUUCCCAAGGAGGAAACGAGAGACAUGACUUCAAUUGGAAGAUCAAUUGUCAAACCAACCUUAUCAAGUCUAGCUUCAAAGACACAGAAAAAGCGAAGCGCAGACGAGGCUUUCGCAGCCGAAAUGGAAGAUUGGGCCCGUCCAGACCGCCGUCCGCCGCAUGAGACAAAUCAGUUGAAUACAGAGACCAAGUUCAAUGAUGGAACCGGUAUUUUGACCGAGGGCGCUGAGUUUUUGCCCUCCAUGGAAAUUCAAGAGCACCUGGCCGAGGUAUUUUUUGACUGUGUUUAUGGACAAUCAUAUCUCCUUUUGCAUAAGCCCAGCUUCAUGCGACGUCUCAAAGCGGGCUCGAUUCCCCCAGUUCUUAUUCUCGCUGUUUGUGCAGUAUCUGCUCGUUUUUCUACCCAUCCGCAGCUCAAUUCAGAACCAGCCUUCCUGCGCGGCGAAAAUUGGGCCAAUCCAGCUGCAGCCAUCACUCUUAGUCGACACGACGAACCCAAUAUAACAAUUUUGACGGUUUUCCUCCUUCUUGGACUACAUGAAUUCGGCACGUGUCAUGGAGGAAGGAGUUGGUCCUAUGGAGGACAGGCAUUAAGAAUGGCGUAUGCUUUGCAACUUCACCAAGAGCUUGAAUGUGAUCCAUUGCUUGGUCAAAAUAAUCACAGCUCCCAAUUGAGUGCUACUGAUCGAGAGAUUCGGCGACGGACGAUGUGGGCAUGUUUCAUGAUGGAUCGCUAUAAUUCUUCGGGAAGCCAGCGCCCACCCAUCGGAAAUGAAAAGUUUCUCCACAUUCAACUUCCUAUCAAGGAACCACACUUCCAGAUGGAGAUUCCCGGUCCUACAGAAGACUUGGAUGGCAAUGUGCUUAACCCUGUACCUGAGGACUCUGGCCAACUGUCCGAUGCCAAGGAGAAUAUGGGUGUAUCCGCAUACAUUAUUCGAGCAAUUGUCAUUUGGGGUCGAAUUGUUGAUUAUUUGAACCUUGGUGGAAAAAGGAAGGAUACACACCCUUUGUGGCAUCCAGAAUCAGGUUAUAUACGACUAAAGAAGCAGCUUGAAGACUUCUCCUCCACACUUCCGAACGCCCUUGCCUUCACAUAUGAAAACCUUCAGAUUCAUGCAGCCGAGAAGAUCGCCAAUCAGUUUAUUUUCCUCCACAUCAUUAUACAUCAAAAUAUGCUGUUCCUAAACCAGUUCGCCAUUCCUCUCUCUCCCGGUGGGCGACCACCCAGAGACAUGCCCAAGGCAUUCCUCAGCAACGCUGGCCGAGCAGCUGUGGAAGCAGCCCAUCACAUCUCUGUCCUCUUCGACCGGGCAUCAGCCUACCCACUCACUGUCCCUUUUGCAGGGUAUUGCGCAUAUAGUGCCAGUACUGUCCAUAUCUGGGGUAUCUUUUCCAAGAACGUGCAACUCGAGGCUCGAUCAAAAGAAAAUCUCCGACACACAUAUCGCUACCUGAACAAAAUGAAGAAAUAUUGGGGAAUGUUCCACUACAUGGUGGAAAGUGCCAAAGACCGCUAUCGGCAGUUUGCCGAUGCAGCCAUCAAGGGAUCUGUAGCAAGCCAGAAUGGAAGCACUCUGGCACCUAUGUUCCAAUAUGGUGACUGGUUUUCCAAGUAUCCUCACGGUGUAUCGAGGCUGCAUUGGGAAGACCCAGACUUGAGAAAUAAGGAUACCGGUGAGGACGCGGUUAUGGGCCAGAAACCUGACCUACAAAGCGUAGAGGAUUUCUUCGCCAGUCUAUCCCCGACACCCCAGUCUGCUCGCCCCCGUAAAACACGAUCGCGCAAGAACAGCAAAAUCUCUGACAGUUCCUCAAACAUUGGCCAAAACUCCCCAAUGGACAUGACAAUGGUGAACACACCAGGUAUACCUAGUAGUUCAUUUCCCCAGUCAUCCAUGUUCGCACAGAAUCGAGCAGGCGUACCGUAUAGUCAAUUCGACUUAAACAUCGCGCCAGAUCAGCUGCCUCAACUCGACCGACAAUUUGUAUAUGGAUCCUUUCAAGAGUUUGAUCCCAAUAAUUUCAUGCCAACAAGUAAUUCCGUUAUUCCGGCUGGUAGCGGUGUCGAAACUCAUGAUACGGAGCAAGCUCUCUAUACUGGUCAUCUUGACCCGGGUGCACCAGCCGGCACCGGUGAAUUCUACCAGCCCAGCGCGUGGUUCCUGCCCUUCAAUCUUGACCCAGCCGGUGCCACAACUGCUUCUAAUACUUCAGGUCCUGCGGCAGGUCAACCCUCGGCGCCAGUCUCAGCCGGCGCUCCUACUUCUGCGCCUGUUUCCGAUAUGUCUGGCUUUGGCUCUGGCCUUUCAUUGGGCUUUGACCUACAUUUGGGUGGACAAAACUCGCGGCAUGGAUAG
Molecule: messenger RNA, 2856 nt
Organism: Penicillium taxi
Lineage: Eukaryota; Fungi; Ascomycota; Eurotiomycetes; Eurotiales; Aspergillaceae
Product: putative C6 transcription factor
Exons: 1
Coding region: 1-2856 (951 amino acids)
Biological process (GO): regulation of DNA-templated transcription; DNA-templated transcription
Cellular component (GO): nucleus
Molecular function (GO): DNA-binding transcription factor activity, RNA polymerase II-specific; zinc ion binding; DNA binding
Source: RefSeq, a predicted model, not a curated record